Drosophila guanche is the source of this 2596-nucleotide messenger RNA. RefSeq names its product T-related protein (gene byn). Bases 331 to 2394 code for a protein of 687 amino acids. Gene Ontology annotation, cellular component: nucleus. The record is from RefSeq and is a predicted model, not a curated record. Gene Ontology annotation, molecular function: RNA polymerase II cis-regulatory region sequence-specific DNA binding; DNA-binding transcription factor activity, RNA polymerase II-specific. Lineage: Eukaryota; Metazoa; Arthropoda; Insecta; Diptera; Drosophilidae. The transcript has 7 exons. Gene Ontology annotation, biological process: heart morphogenesis; mesoderm formation; positive regulation of DNA-templated transcription.
GUCGAUCAUUAGCUCGGGAACGGUGGCAACGCAAACACACGCUCGGCGGCGAAAAACUCCAAACUCGGCGACUCGAAACGCAAAGCAAAAAAUAUAAGAAUAAAGCUAGAAACGCGCUAUACUCGGCAAUCUCGACUGCAUGUCCUCCUCUCAGCCGAUCCAAGCGAUUACUGAUUACGAUACGGAGAAGGAUCUGACCAGAUCUUGGUGAUUGUGUCUUGACAGUGUCUUUGUGCGCGAUCCGAAAGUUUGACAAACUUCAACGAGAGCUCCUCCACGGGAUUACAGCAGUUACGCCGGACAAAGGCGGGAGCAACACAAAUAUCUGACAUGACCACAUCGCAUAUAUUGUCCGCCGUGGAUCCAACUACCGGACUCAGUGGCAAUGUGGCGGCAGGCGGCGGGGCUGGAUCGCCGCAGCAUGUGGCCCACAAUCACAAUGGACAUGGGCAGGCGCACUUACAUGGCCACGGACAGGUGCACGGCGGAGGAGGAGGAGGUGGCGUGGUGGCGGUUGCCUCUGGACCCAGCGGCAGUGGCCGAGCAGCUCCGGGCAGCCCCAGCGAGCUGGAUCGCAAUCUGCGCGUCUCACUGGAUGAUCGCGAGCUCUGGCUGCGCUUCCAGAAUCUCACCAACGAGAUGAUCGUCACCAAGAACGGCAGACGCAUGUUCCCGGUGGUGAAGAUCAGCGCCUCGGGCCUGGACCCGGCGGCCAUGUACACGGUUCUGCUGGAAUUUGUCCAAGUGGACUCGCACCGCUGGAAGUACGUCAACGGCGAAUGGGUGCCCGGCGGCAAGGCGGAGGUGCCUCCCUCGAAUCCCAUCUACGUACAUCCCGAGUCACCCAAUUUCGGGGCACACUGGAUGAAGGAGCCCAUUUCCUUUGCCAAGGUCAAGCUGACAAACAAGACCAACGGCAACGGUCAGAUCAUGUUAAACUCCCUGCACAAGUACGAGCCGAGGGUGCAUCUGGUGCGGGUGGGCUCCGAGCAGCGGCAUGUGGUGACUUACCCCUUCCCGGAGACGCAGUUCAUCGCUGUGACGGCAUACCAGAACGAGGAGGUGACCUCGCUCAAGAUCAAGUACAAUCCCUUCGCCAAGGCCUUCCUCGAUGCCAAAGAACGGCCGGACACGCUGUAUCCGCACGACACCCACUACGGCUGGCUGAUCCCUCCGCCCACACACUAUGCAGCCGCCGCUGCUGCAGCCGCAGUGGCUGCCCCACCACCGUUGUCCCUUGGGCAGAGCCACAGCCUGGUGGGCGCCACCACAGUGUCGUCGGCGGCCACAUCGGGAUCCAGCUGCGAUCGCUAUGGGCGCUCGCUAUCCAGGCCCGGUGUGGCACCCACCACCCGCAGCACGCCCUACAGCAGGCCACGAGUCGUCUCCGGAUCGGGCUCUGGAUCGAAUGGCAGCGCCGGCAAUCCCUCCUCCUCAUCGCCACAGCCACCAUCGGCCCCGCAAACACCCACCAGCAUGCAGUCGACGGUGCCGGGAUCACUGAGCACCAGCGUGAGCAGCAGCAGCAGCAGCGGGGCUGGAGGAGGCGUUGGAUGCUACGGCAGCGCCUACUCGCAGUCAGGCUUCAUGCCAGUACCCGUGGAGGCCAGUCCCACGGCCUCGGUAUUCUCGUAUCCCGGCAGCUGGCAGAGCAAUGGCAAUUACUGGAACGCCUCAAGUGUGCCCGGUCCCAUGCCCAUGAACGUCUGCAGCAGCAGUCGCAGCACCAUCUCCACACACAACUCGCCAUCGCCGACGAACGGAUCGCCGAGCUACACGACACCCUCGCCCAGCUACACCAUCCACCAUCUGACGCCCCACGGCCACCAGUACAACAUGGGACAGACGGACCUAUACGGCAGCGGUGUGGGGGCCACUGGCGUUGGCUCCUCCCAGACGGCGUACGGAGGCACGCAUCAGGUGUACCAUCCCACGCCCACCUCGCCCACCCACCAGCUGUAUACGAACGUGCUGAACGCUCCGUCGGCGCUCAGCUACCCCACGGGCGGGUGGCACAACGGAUCCGGGGCAGAGUACGGGCUGUACCAGAAUGCAGCAGCGGCCGCCUACUACCAGCCAGAGUACAUACCGCUGGAGAUUGGCUACGCCUCACACCCCCUGGAGCCCGUGGACGUUUCGAAGGCGCUGGACGAUCCGCAGUCGGAGUUGUACAAGCCGAGCGAUGAGCACAGCUCGGUGAUCACCCUGGAGUGUGCCGGCACAAGUCUGAAGCACAACGACAUUAAGCUGGAGUCCUCCUCCUCCGCCUUGGAUCAUCACUCUGUGGACAGGGGCGCUGCCGUGNUUCCAACGGCUGUUCCCACUUCAGUGGUCACUGCGGUCAGCGCCGAUACAUGGACGCCUCUGACUCCGCCCCAGAGCACGCUGCAGUAACUGGCAGACGUGGCAGACGUGGCAGACGCACAGUCCCAGCCUUUAGACGCAUGACCCCCUCCCAAUGGAUAUUCAAUCGUAUUAGACUUAGAAGUUAUACUCUAGCACUCCCCAAAUGCACAUCCCAAGCCCACUCCAAUUGUAGAUUUACUUACGCUGUAAACACUUUCCUAUAAAGCCUAAUCAAAGUACUAUCUUUAAA